Molecule: messenger RNA, 5135 nt
Organism: Peromyscus leucopus (white-footed mouse)
Lineage: Eukaryota; Metazoa; Chordata; Mammalia; Rodentia; Cricetidae
Product: 60S ribosomal protein L30-like
Exons: 1
Coding region: 4734-5081 (115 amino acids)
Cellular component (GO): cytosolic large ribosomal subunit
Molecular function (GO): RNA binding; structural constituent of ribosome
Source: RefSeq, a predicted model, not a curated record
GCAUGAGAAUUCCAAGGUCAAGGCCUGCCUGGGCAACUUAGUAUAACCUUGUUCGAAAUUUCAAAUAAAUGGAAAUAGAGCUUCUGAGAACAUUUUUAGCAUCGCACUGGAGUGCUUGCCUACCAAGAUCCACUGGAGUGCUUGCUUGGCAAGAUCCAGGCUCUAGAUUCAGUCUCCAGUGUUGCCAAAAGAAAAAUGAGAAUCCAGAAACUCCUCUUCAGAACACCAAGACUUUACUCCUUGUGUUCUUAACCAAAUUGGUAUUUUCAGCUGCCUUGGAAAGUCACCUAACUAAAACAGCUAACAAAUACCCAGGGUGGGUGCUCUGCUAAGUCCGGCUGAGGACUGAGAGCAUGUCAUCUCUCUUAGUUCUCAGCACAGAUCUUUGUAGGUGGGCUGCCGGCACCACAGUCCUGACUCUCCAGCUGAGCAGGUUGUGGCUGAGAUUCAUCAAUAUCCCUAAGGACAUCAAGAUGAGUCUAUGUUUGUCUUACUUCAAUACCAAUGCCAGUUUUUCUCUUUUUUGCACUGAAAAUAUACUUAGUUCCGUUCUAAAUCAGUUUCAGAGUGCUACAAUUCCACAAGGAAGGCGAUUUAAUGGGGAGAAUCACAUCAUUCCCUUUCAAAAUGCUUUGAAGAUGCCUAUGGCAUCGUGUUGAUCUUUAAAAGGUAUUUAAGGAAGAUGCUAGCAUCUUUGCCCAAAAAGAAUUUUAAAGAUACUAAUUAACAUGAAAAAUGCAUUCUCAAAUACAUCUCUUUAAUGAAUUACUGCUUGAUUAAGCUAUGCUUGAGGCAAUGCACAAACUUUUCAAAUAUUUAGUUUAUGAUCAAGUAUCAGGAUUGUAACAUUUGGAUUAUGCUAACUUUCAUUUUAAAAACUAGUAUUCCUUUGGAAAAGCAUUUUGGUUUCCCCCAAUCUUAUUUGCUGACAAUGUAUGAGCUGUUUUCUCUUGAAAUUUUACAGGGUAGUUACCAUUGUAAGAAGCAAAAAUGAUUAAGUCAUUUAUAGCUCGAUGGGACAUUAGGAGAAUAAAUGAUCAUAUUCACAAAUACAACUCCAGUUUGUCAUCCUUAGGUGGUUUGCUGAGUAGAUAUUUAUAAUGUGUAACUGUUCCAGAGAAAAAAAUGAAAGCAUUGCUUAUUAGAUACAACAGCCUGGGUUGGGGAAUGACUGCAUGGGCAAAGUGCCACCAACACAAACAUGAAGACCUAAGUUUGCAUCCUCAAAACUCAUGUUAAAAGGUGUGUGAAAGAAAAAAAAAAAGUGAACGUGGGUAGCUGCACAGAUCUGUAACCCCAACAUUGGGGGUGGCUGAGACAAGCUGGACGAGUCAUAUCAAUGAGCUUUGGGUUCAUUGAGAAACUCUCUUAAGAAAUAAAGUAGAGAGAGAUCAAAGAAGACACUUGACCUCUGACCUCCAAAAGAAGGUAUGUGCAUGCACACUCACACUAACAUGUACAUUCCUCACACAGCUAGCACAAAACAUUCACACACAACACAGCACAUACAAAAUAGACCCAGGUCCCAUCACUGGCACUGAGAAAAAAGUGUACAUGGUGUAUUUUGGUUGUGUCUUUGGCUCUAAUACUAUAAGGUAGUCUAGGAGAUUGCAGCUUUAAUCAGGGGGAGAUGAAGGAUGUUAAAUCUGAGGCUUUUUCUUUUGAUUAUGUGUAAUAGGAUUGACAAGUCUGUUAUUCAGGGAUGGUGUAGCUGUUCAUCUCGGGAAAUAUUUGUGAUAGGUGUACUGCAAUAACUGCAAACAGUUCCAAGUAAUGGAGAACAUAGACAUGGGCACGGCUGUGACCCAAGUUCAAUCGGCAAUACAAAACUUAACAACUGUUGUCAUAGUUUAUAAUUUAUUUGCUAUUAUAAAAAAUGUGCCUGUUCCAUGUCUGUUAUCUAGUUUCAAAAGGAAUAGAAGUAGCAAUCGUAGGUUAUAAUUAAGUUUAUACAUAAAUAAAUAUCUUACUGCUUUGAGAUUUUUUUUUCAGGAUUUUUAUUAUGAGCUUCAGACUUUCUUACUCUUGCUCAUGCAGCACCAAUCCCUUACUCCCCCUCGGCAUAAAGCCAUCAAGGGAGCUGACAGCAUCCCUAGCACGAAGUGCAGCUCCAGACACUGCUGAAGAAAUACACUCAAGGUCUCUAAUGUGUUUUAAAGGUUUGCAGAACAUACAUUUUAUAUUCAAAGAAAAUGGUGCUGACUAAGGGACCCAAGUGGAUUAUAUGUCUUCAUUCAUCCAAGAAUGAAACAGCCAACAUAUUUAUAAUGCUGCUUUCUCCUUCUCUUUCUGUUCUCUCCCCAUGAAUUCCUAAAACUUCGGAGAAACUCAGCUGCCCUUCAUCACCUCCUUCCCCAGAGGGAGUCUAAAAGCUGCCAUUACGUAGAAAAGUGGGAGCUGGAAAUGUUUUUCCUAAAUGGAAAACUGCUGCAGAGUGAUAGGAUUCUGAGGUCUUUUGUUAGGCACACACCAUGAGCUGGUAUCUGUGGUGAGGGAGGAAAGUGCCUCAUAUAGGAUGGGUUCUUGCUUCAAGAAGCUUGAUGUAGUAAAAACAGAUGUGUAAACAGUAGCCCUAUAGAGAAAAGACAGGCAAGAUAGGUGCUUCCCACCUGUCAAUCAACUCAAAUGGCUAUGCUCCUUGUAGAAGCAAUAGUGAGGAAUUACAGUAAUUAAUCUUUCUAUAUAAAAGAGCCUGCCUGUCCAGAGAUUUGGGAGUGAAAUUAUUUGACCUGACAAGAUAUAGAACGAUAUACAUGCUACCCUCCCCAGAUUUUCAUAUUUAGGGAAGUAUUUUCUAAUCUGUAGUAAUCCUUUCUGAGGCUUUGUGGCUCUGAUUAAAGUAUUAAUGGCUUUCCUCCUGUUGAACUGCCAGCAGAAAUAAUUCACCUUAUUGUUAAACUUACCUUCCAAUUUGCAUUUGUAGUUUUUCAGUCAAAGUGCAAGACUUUCUUUAGUAGUUGAUAUUACAAGGAAAUUCUAUACUUUUUCAAGCACGAGCUUUAGUUCCCAACACUUGAGUUACUUUGGUUAUUGAGUUGGUUUUUGGAAUUAAGUUUGGGUCUUUUAUUACAUAACUCAUAUGAUGGGAGACAAGGCCUACACUAACUGAGGUCACUCUAGCUAGGCUGGGCUGGAAGAUGAGCAUAAAUGAGGACUCAGUCUCACAUUCCACUUAGAGCUGUUACCCUUUAAAGUUUAGCAGGAGACUGGUGAGCAGUUAGCGUGAAAAAUACGGGCUGAAGACAGGUGAGCAGCAGGCAUGGUGGCACCUAUAAUCCUACUUAGUGAGUUCAAAGUUAGCUUGAGCAACUUAGUGAUGCUUCAUCUCUACAUUCAGAGGACGCUGUGGUUAUACCUCUGAGCAAGCGUGUCUGGCAUGUGCAAAGCACUGAAUUCAGUCCUCAGUGCUGGUAAGGAAAAAAAAAAAAAAAGACUAGUAGAUGCAGUUGCUGGUGCCUCCGGUGUUGCUUAUUCCCAGCAGCAUAGCCAGAUUGUCAGGACAGCUGGGGGACUGUCAGGAACCCGUCAGGACAGAGCACACAGGGCUCACCUCACAGCUCAACAUGCUGGGGAAGUGUUUACCCAUCAGCACAGGAGGACUGCCCUCCUGAACCACCAUCAUCUCCUCCCACAGUCAUUUUUCACUGAUUAGGCCACUUGAAAUGUUCAGUAGAUGGUUUGAAUCCCCUGCUUCUUGUCUAUACAACCCCUUCUUUGAUUUAGCCUUAACUGGUCAGCUUGUUAGUGGUUGAAGAAAUACUUAGGAUAGGCUUUUUUCAUUCAGGAUGUUUUUUAGGGUAUCCACUUUGGGGAGAAUACGGUUGCUAAUAUUAUAAGCUCCCCUUCAGUGGAGCUACUUCAACUGACAGGAAGCACAGAGAGAAAAGACUUCUGUGUAAAAUUAUUUAAAAGUAUUGAUAUUUUAAAAGUUAUUUUAGAGAAAUAUUAAGAGUUGAGGAUUUCUCAGUAUAGACUGAGAAAUUUUGGCAACCAGUUGAAACUAAGCAAUGAACUACUCUUACUUGUCAUGAUAGUUUGUGGUUUCUCAGGAAGUUUACCAGCCUAUAAGUCAAUAUUUUUAUAUGCAUGUGUGUGAUAUAUGUGGACAAACAAAUGCCACAACAAUCAUAUGGAGGCCAGAAGACAAGUUGCAGUAGUUGGUUCUUUUCACCUAUCUUGUGGGUUCUAUAGAUGAAACUUAGGACUGACAGCAAAUGCCUUUUCUGGAAGCCAUCUUUUCCAGCCCAUCUUUAUAUUUUAAGAACUAUCCAUCAACACGAAUGUAGCACUGUGUGUGUUGGUGAUAAAUCAUGGAUUUUGGCAACAGAAUAUUUGGGCUUGAUCUUCUGAUUUGGAGACUCAGUCAACAUGUGAGCAAGUCUUUCCCUUUUGAAAACUGGAAAGUGGGUAUUGGUUGAACCAUAACCAAGUAUACUAGUUAAGUGGAUCAUGAAAAGAUGGUGUAGCGAGUACAAGUAUCACCAACAGUGAAUCCAUCUGUUGAUGAAUUCACAUACCAUCUGUUCCUCAGAAAACGUCUACUUACCCAUUCCUUCAGAUGUGUGAUCUGUUAAGAUACAAAUGCACAAUAUUUAAUAGUACAGUUAUUCAAACACUCUUUUACUCAGUUAUUUUCAACCUGUGUCAAAUAACGUGCUUUCUGCCUUUCUCGCUCCCCGGCCAUCUUGGCAGCUGGUCUUCAUUGGGGGCUGUCCCGCACCUAAGGCAGGAAGAUGGUGGCCGCAAAGAAGACAAAAAAGCCUCUGGAGUCGAUCAACUCUAGGCUCCAACUUGUUAUAAAAAGUGGAAAGUACGUGCUGGGGUACAAACAGACUCUGAAGAUGAUCAGACAGGGCCAAGCGAAAUUGGUUAUCCUUGCCAACAACUGUCCAGCUUUGAGGAAAUCUGAAAUAGAAUACUAUGCCAUGUUGGCUAAAACUGGUGUUCAUCAUGACAGUGGCAAUAACAUUGAAUUGGGCACAGCAUGUAGAAAAUACUACGGAGUAUGCACACUGGCUAACAUUGACCCAGGUGAUUCUGAUAUUAUUAGAAGCAUGCCAAAACAGACUGGUGAAAAGUAAACCAGGAAAGUUUUUCUUUAAUAAAACUUUACCAGAGCUCCUUAAAAAAAAAUA